GUCUCCCAGGACUGCUCUGCGCGCUCUCAGAGGGAUGCGCCUGCGCAUUGUGCUGGUCUCCAUGGCAGGGCCUCGGAGCCAAGACGAGAAGAAAUGCUGCUGUGAAGACAUAAUUAUAGCUCUCACACAAAUGAAGCCACAACUGUCAUGAUUUAGUGCCCCUCAAAGGAAGAACUUGAGUGGACAAGAGAGGGCAUUUCUGGGAAUAGUAAAAUGUUUGAGGUCUGAAUUUAAACUUGAGCUACUACCUGAAGCUAUUAACUAAUAGAAGAAAAUGGAAUUGAAUAUACCAGCAUGGAACAAUCUAACGAUUCCCUAAGAGUGAACCAUAAUGAUUCUGAAGAAUCAAAAACAGAUUCUCAAGUAUAUGAGCAUCUAACCUGCAUGGACUCCAGGGAUCCUUCCUUUGGACAGAAUGGUUCUCCUACUAGAGUUUUACCCAUCAUCUCUCAUGAAGCAGAUAAUUCACUCACAUCACAGAAUAUACCAGGGGCCCUGACUCAGACACAGACUCUUUCUGCAGAACAAUUCCAUCUAGUGGACCAAAAUAAGCAGCCUAUUCAAUAUGAACUCCAGUCAUUGGGGGAUUCUAAUGCACAAAUGAUGAUUGUUGCCAACCCCUCAGAAAAUGGACAGGUGCUGCGUGUAAUUCCAUCUACACAGACAGGAAUGGCACAAGUGAUUGUACCUCAGGGGCAGCUUGUGGAUGUGAAUAGUCCUCAGGAUGUCUCUGAAGAGAAGUCCAGUGAUAGAAAUUUACCAACUGUAAGAGUGGAUGUUCUAGCAGAUAAUACCAGUAAUUAUACUCUUCAUCCACAAGCAGCUGUCACAUUGCCCAAAAAGACAGUGGCCAGAAUGCUUGAAGAACCCUUUCUGGCUCCUCUCCAGCCACUUUCUUCUAAAACACCUAUGUGGGCCUGCCGUCUUAGGAGCUGUGAGAAAAUUGGAGAUUCAUACCGUGGCUACUGUGUAAGUGAGACCGAAUUAGAAAGUAUUCUAACAUUUCAUAAGCAGCAAACACAGAGUGUUUGGGGGACCCGCCAAUCUCCAAGCCCAGCCAAGCCGGCUACACGCUUGAUGUGGAAAUCUCAGUAUGUCCCAUAUGAUGGAAUUCCAUUUGUCAAUGCAGGGAGUAGAGCCGUGGUAAUGGAGUGCCAGUAUGGGCCAAGGAGGAAAGGUUUCCAGUUAAAAAAAAUCAGUGAGCAGGAGAGCAGGUCUUGUCAGCUCUACAAAGCCACUUGUCCAGCCCGGAUUUAUAUUAAAAAGGUACAGAAGUUUCCUGAAUAUAGAGUUCCUACAGACCCCAAAAUUGAUAGGAAAAUAAUCCGAAUGGAGCAGGAAAAAGCCUUUAACAUGCUAAAGAAGAACUUGGUAGAUGCUGGUGGUGUUCUUAGGUGGUAUGUACAGUUACCUACAAAGCAAGCUCAUCAGUACCAUGAAUUAGAGACUUCCUGUCUCCCUUUGCCACCUUCCUCUUUUACUGUGUCUUCUCUUGAAGAAGAGGAAACUGCAAUUAGGGAUGAGAACUGUGCAUUACCCUCACGUCUACAUCCCCAAGUAGCACACAAGAUUCAAGAAUUAGUGUCACAGGGAAUAGAACAAGUAUAUACAGUAAGGAAACAGCUAAGAAAAUUUGUAGAAAGAGAAUUAUUUAAACCUGAUGAAGUACCUGAGAGACAUAAUUUAUCCUUUUUUCCAACUGUAAAUGAUAUUAAAAAUCACAUCCAUGAGGUACAGAAAUCCUUGAGAAAUGGAGAUAAUGUGUAUAACUCAGAGAUUAUUCCAGCAACGCUUCAGUGGACUGCAGAUAAUGGGCAUAUUCUCAGAGAGACUGUGACAGUUACAUUUGCAGAAGGAAAUUCACCAGGGGAAUCAAGUAACACCAAAGUGGAAACAAAUCAGACAAGGGGUUCUUUGUCUCCAGAGCCGGCCCACUUGCUUUCUUCACUUUCCUCAUUUCAACCAAAAAUAUUUACACAACUACAGGGUUUGCAGUUGCAACCAAGAUUCACUUCUCCUGAUGGAUCACCGGCUGUGAUAUCAGUAAAUAACCACCCUUCCUCCAGUCCUUCAAGACUUCUGGAUUCAUUAGAAAGUACUGUAAUGAAUAAUAAUUCUCUACUGCUUGGUCAAAGUCAUAGUCUUCAAACAGAUACAUGCCUAACCCCAAACAGUAGCAUUAUUGCCUCUACCAUGACUAGCCUUCCAGGACCAGAUCAAAAUCUGGCUGCAAUGGACCAGCUGGUGGAAGUUGGAGAUGUUGAGGAUGCAGAGAAUAUGGAAGGAGGUGUUCACCGGAUUCUGCUGGGAAAUGGGCAGACCAUCCCAAUACAGAUUAUAGAUAGCCACCCAGCUAUUAGUAGAAACUGGAACUAUCAAUAUUUUCAUGUAAGUAUUUCAAUGAGUAGCUCUUUAAAAAUAGUUUCUAAAUUUUUAAAAAUUCAUGUGUCCUCUAAAUGCAUGUUCAGUCACAACAUAUCAGUAUUGUAUUUUAAAGGUGCUUAGCAUCGCUUUUUUAAAAGUAUGUUUACAUAUUUUAAAUAUUCAAUUAUUUUUUAAAUGCACAGGGUAUUAAAUACAAGUGCAUAAAGCUUUCAGUAUCUAUAUUUCGCAUUCUCCUAACAGCUCUACAGCAAACUUUGACAUCUGCUCUUUUGUGUGAUGUAUUGCAAGGUGUAAUAUAUGUAGUAGUGAGUUGGACAUUCAAAAUAAACAGAAAUUCAUAAUUACAGCUGAACUUUUUUCAUCAUUGUAGUUUCCAUGUUCCAAAGCCUCCCAGUGAACUUUAUAUAUACUACAGUGAGUUAUAGAUAAACACUGCCAUGGUGGGCUUUUUCCUUCAAUAUUAAUUUCUCCAUAAGCAGUUAACAUGCUUAAAAGAAAAAGCUUUUAUACUAAGUACCUUGUCUUAUCCAAGGUAAAUGUUUUCUAAAAGUCACAAAAAUGAUAGAAAAUAGAUUUUGGAAGCUGGUCCUGCAUUGCAGUUUUGAUUUUGAGGCCCACCAGCUUGUGUUUCAUUUCUACAUCCUGUCAAAAUACAGACUUAAUCAUGUGAGCAUGUGAAAGAUGUCAUUUAAUUUGUACCAGAUUUUUUAAAAAGUUUUAAAAUGUGUGUGUAUAUACAUAUAUAUAUAUAUAUAUUGUAACUUAAUGUAUAGUGUCCUUGUUAUAAUGUAAUUUUUUUCAUUAAAAAUCCUGUGUUAUUUUUUUUCUUAAACUUGUUGGUAGUUUUCUUUUUAUACUUUUUCUGGGGAUAGUGGUAGUUUUGUUCCUCUUAAAGAUGUUAAAUAAACACUUUAAUUACCUGCGAACUUUGGCUAGAAAUUUAUGGUCAAUUUGGAACUUGAAAGUUUUCCAGCAUAACUACCAGUAACUCCUGUUAUCAUUCCAUUUAAGGUCGUAUAUGCAUUUAGUACUCU
Molecule: messenger RNA, 3419 nt
Organism: Lontra canadensis (Northern American river otter)
Lineage: Eukaryota; Metazoa; Chordata; Mammalia; Carnivora; Mustelidae
Gene: CARF
Product: calcium responsive transcription factor
Exons: 16
Coding region: 295-2505 (736 amino acids)
Biological process (GO): regulation of transcription by RNA polymerase II
Cellular component (GO): nucleus
Molecular function (GO): RNA polymerase II cis-regulatory region sequence-specific DNA binding; DNA-binding transcription factor activity, RNA polymerase II-specific
Source: RefSeq, a predicted model, not a curated record